CCUGGCUGUUGGCGGCACACGGUGCGCUAGGUCCCAGUGUCAGGUGAAGGCCCCCUGAUUACGACGGCCCGAAACUAUGAUGGGGGAGAAGUAGGUCGACUGAAGGUCUGUAUUGAAGGGGGGAGAGAGGAGGAGAUGCGAGCUGACCAGAGGCUGCAGGCUGCCAUUUCCAAAGCGCGCGACAGGGCGGAGCGCAGGUGCAGACGAGACGGGGUGACCGUGGGCUUGAGAGUGACGGUCAUCUAUCAUGAGACCGAGUCGUCCACUGGGACCGAGACAAGGCAGGAACAGCACAACGAGAGAGACUCAGGCGGGGAGAGUGAAAUGAGCGAAGCGGACCGUGAGACGGAUCUCAGGUCCUGGAACAGACCCGAGGAGAUCCAAAGGCACCACCAAGCCACGGAACCGGUGGAGAAGGGCCCCGAGGCCAGCUCACGACAGCCGACUCCCAGAGGCCGCGGGACCGGAGGGAAACAGGGCUGCUUGCAGGGACCGCAAUGCGCAGCACUAUGCGCGCAUAUCCACACAUACUUAGCCUUCCAUGCACCACCAUCUUCGUCGACGGAUGACGAAGCUGCAGUGGGGGACAUCCUUGCGUACGUUGCCAAGGUGGCCCGCGAGUUUCGAUUGCAGCGGUACGAUGAUAACAACGCACUGCUCCUCUACGUCCGCAUCCAAGUUGGGCAAGCGUCCUGCAGCGCUUUGCUGGAUAGCGACGCGACUCGCAAUUUCAUCAGCCAAUCCUUUAUCCAAAGGGCCGGCCUUGGCGCUCAAGUUCGAAGGAAGCCAAACCCGACGGCGAUCAAGUUGGCGGACGGUCAGACGCAACAACUCCUCGAUCGCUAUAUUGAAGCCGUGCCGGUUUAUUUCGCACCUCAUGCAUGCGAACCGGUGACGUUUGACGUCUUGGACACGGACUUCGACAUCAUUAUGGGCAUGCCUUGGCUUGCAAGUGCGGAUCACACGGUUAACUUCCAUCAGCGGACACUUACCGUUCCCGACGCCUUCGGCGUCGAGGUGCUGUGUACCAUUCCUCUUCCGCACUCCUCGAUCCGGUGCCAAGUUGUAACGGCCAAGUCUUUUCGGGCCACUUGGGCUUACGAGCGGACCGCCGAGAUCGGCCUAUGUUUUCUACGAGCCGCCUCGACGACCGAAUCUUCACCAACGGACUUGUCUUUGGACCCCCGAGUGGUGCGGCUGCUAGAGGAGUUCACCGACAUCUUCGAGUUUCCUACCGGUGUGGUGCCGGAUCGGCCGAUCUCCCACGAGAUCAUUCUCGAGGCCGGUCUCGUGCCGCCGAAAGGAUGCAUCUAUCGCAUGAGCGAGGAGGAGCUCGAGGUUCUCCGCGCUCAAAUCGACGAUCUUUUCGACAAGGGCUGGAUCCGCCCUAGCAGCUCACCAUAUGGUGCGCCAGUUCUCUUCGUACGAAAGAAGAACAAGGAUCUUCACUUGUGCAUCCACUACCGCAAGCUCAACGCACAAACCGUCAAGAAUGCGGAACCUCUUUCGCGAAUUGACGACCUUCUCGAGCGUUUGGGCGGUGCAAAUUUUUUCUCAAAGUUUGACUUGAAGUCGGGCUACCAUCAAAUCUCGAUACGCCCGCAAGAUUGCUACGGACACUUUGAGUGGAUCGCUAUGCCGUUUGGCCUCACCAAUGGCCCGGCAACCUUUCAAGCGGCAAUGACCAACGAGUUUCAUGCGAUGCUGGACCGGUUUGUACUAGUCGACUUAGACGACAUCCUCGUCUAUAUCCGAACAUUGGAGGAUCAUCUUGAGCACCUUCGACGAGUGUUGGAGACACUCCGCCGCGCCAAGUACAAAGCCAACUGCGACAAGUGCGAAUUUGUCCGGCAAGAGCUGGAAUACUUGGACCAUUUUGUCACACCGGAGGCCAUCAGUCCGUUGUCGGACAAGAUUCAAGCCAUCCAAGAGUGGAUGGAGCCGAAGACCGUCACAAACGUGCGUUCCUUCCUUGGCUUAGCCGGCUACUAUCAACCGCUUCAUCAGGGGAUACUCGAAGAUCGCGGCUCCCUUAUCCAAGCUUUAAUGUGAGGACCGGCCAUUCGACUUCGACGACCAUGCGCGAACUUCAUUUUUGGCUCUCAAAGCCGCAUUGUUAUCCGCGGAG
Messenger RNA from Chara braunii, 2128 nucleotides. The record is from the annotation of a GenBank genome assembly. NCBI's taxonomy places the organism in Eukaryota, Viridiplantae, Streptophyta, Charophyceae, Charales, Characeae.